Molecule: messenger RNA, 4087 nt
Organism: Corythoichthys intestinalis (scribbled pipefish)
Lineage: Eukaryota; Metazoa; Chordata; Actinopteri; Syngnathiformes; Syngnathidae
Gene: zfp64
Product: zinc finger protein 64 homolog (mouse)
Exons: 6
Coding region: 219-2024 (601 amino acids)
Biological process (GO): positive regulation of transcription by RNA polymerase II
Cellular component (GO): nucleus
Source: RefSeq, a predicted model, not a curated record
CGUAAACAACGUGAGCUCGUCGCAAAGUACAGCCAAGCCGACGUUUUACCCUCUGUACUUUUUUUUUUUUUUUCUCCGAUAUUGUAAUUCUAUCACGUUUAACCACAGUGAGGAAUCAAAUCCUCAUUGUGCCUGUGCUGUUGGCCGCGCUGUAGCAAACGUGCUUGGCGAAAGAGGAGGCAGAAGAUGACUUUCUGUGUCGCAAAAGAAACUCGACAAUGGCUGCAUACGACGCAGAAGGACAAUCUGUAGUGGUGGAGGUGAGCCCCGACAUCCAUAUCUGUGGAUUCUGCAAGCAGCAGUACAACAAUUUCGAAGUGUUUCUGGCCCAUAAGCAGAGUGGAUGUUCAAUACCUACUCGUGACAACUCAGCCACUGUAACAUCAGCUGCUCCCUCGCUGCCAGGUGCCAGUAUUGAGGUGGUUUUGGAGGAGACCUUCCAGACUUGUGUUCUGAGAGGGGUUAAGAAGAUUCUGACAAAACCCCAGAAGACCAAAAAGCUAAAAGGCACCCUGACAUCAAAGAGGCACAGCUGCUGUUUCUCAGGAUGCACCUUUAAGACACAGUAUGGCCAAAAAGACAUGGAGCGCCACCUGAAAACCCACACAGGUGAAAAGCCAUUUGAGUGUGAGCUCUGCCAUAAACGCUUCAGCCGACGGGACAAGCUCAACAUGCACAGCCGCUCGCAUACGGGCGAGAAGCCUCACAAAUGCAAACUAUGCCCAUACGCGGCAGCUGACAGCAGCAGCCUCAAAAAGCACAUGCGAAUCCACUACGACGAACGGCCCUUCAAGUGCCAGAUCUGUCCCUACGCCAGCCGAAACUCCAGCCAGCUCACUGUGCACCUCCGCUCACACACCGGAGACGCACCCUUUCAGUGCCAGCAAUGCGACGCCAAAUUCAAAAUCAACUCUGACUUGAAAAGACAUGUUCGGGUCCACUCAGGGGAGAAGCCCUACAAAUGUGACCUCUGCGAGUACCGCUGUGCCAUGAAAGGUAACCUGAAGUCUCACGUUCAGAUCAAACAUGGCACUGAGAACGCCUUCCAAUGUGCCCAUUGUGAAUUCACGUGCGCCAACAAAAUGGCGCUACGGCAGCACUUGCGCCAGCACAGGCCCGUUCAGCCUGUUCAGUGCCCAAAGUGCACAUACUCUUGCGCCAGUCGCGGGGCACUCAAAGUCCAUGAAAGGAUCCACUCGGAGGAGCGGCCCUUUAAGUGUGACUCAUGUAACUAUGCCUCUAAGCAGCGGAGCAAUUUGGUCAUCCACAAGAAGAGGUUCCACUCGGACACCCCUGAGAAGGGUGGCGGGAAAAGGGCGAGUGACGAACCCCCAAAACCUGUCAGCUCUCGUUACCGGGCUAAGCUUGAAGCCGCUCGAGCCUUCAGCUGCGACUUGUGCAGCGCUUCGUUUGUGAGGGAAGACUCGCUGAGGAGUCACAGGAAGCAGCACAAAGAGACCCAGAAUCCACCACAGGUCCAAUUGACCGCACCGCUUCUCAGUGUGACAUCCCCAGGCAACAGCACCCAGGUGGAAGUCCCGGUUCAUGUGGAUUCCUUGGUCCCUUACAAUAGCACGCAGCUCAAAAUUAUUGUUUCGUCUGCGGAAAGUCCUAACAAGAUGGUUCUGUUGAGUCCCGAACACCAGGAUGUGGUUGUGAACUCCAUGAUCCAGCAGGUCAAUCUGCUGGCGCCUCUGCAGCCACCCGGAUUGUCCGAAAGCACUGAUGCUACCUUCGUACCCCAGACAGUCCUUUUGACGCCGCUGUACUCCACCGAUGACAAUGACAGCCCUCUCCACCAGACGCUGGUUCACUCGACAAUAGGCGCUCAGGCAUCCAGCGUUGUCCCACAAACUUUCAUCACCUCCUGUACUGAACUGGAGGACUUGGGUACCUUGGUCCAGGAGGGCGCCGCAGAGGUGACAGUAGUGACAGAAGGAAAUCCCAGCACGGCGAAUUCGACGAGUCCGACCGGCCCGGCCCAGGCGGUUGGGGACAGUCGAGGGCAGUGCCUUAGCAUGUGAGCAACUCCUCACCCAACCGUAAUGUUUUCAAUGGACUCGUAAUAUAAGCUACACAUGUUUUUAUUGUUCCGUUCAUUUUUCAAAAUCCACAUUGUAUGAGGGGGAAAAACAGAAAAGUCGGUUGUUAAUUUAUGUAAUUCUUGUUUUUAUAUUACUAAUGUUUACAAAGUACAAGUUAUCUGGGAAACAUUUGACAUUGUACUAACAAGUUAGUUACUACUAAAAAAAUAAUCUUUGGAUGUUUGGUUCAAUUUUUGGAAAGAGUGAUUUUGUUUUAUGGUUAAGUUAUUUUAAGUUAUUUGUAUUAUGAGUUUUGCAGUGUACUUGUUUCCCAGGAAAGACCUUUACAGAGAUCUUGUUCACUUUCUUAGUUUGCAAUGAUGCUGUUUUUUUUCCCCCACUAAGAUUUUAGAGUAUCCAAUUAAUUAUGAGAUGCUGUAAAAAUAGACCCAUGUACUCCCCUAAGCAGAAAUUGGGAACAUGUAGCCCACACGAGGCUUACCUGUAUGAAAAUGAUUUGAGCCUUCUAUAUCCUUUAUAUCCAUCUGAACUCAUUGGCUGCCAUUGAUGGCAAUAGACGUCCAAUCCGUAUUAACCGAGAAGGUUAACAGCCCCCAGGCAAAUUGGACUGGAUGUCUAUCGCCGUCAAUGGCAGUGAAAGAUGUUAGGUCAAUGGAGGCAUCCCAGUGGAUUUUAUGUCUAUGACUGUCAAUGGCAUUGAAUAAGCUACUUGAACACUUUUUGUCCUUACCAAAUGGGCUUACAGUAAUACCAUUAUCAAAAUUUCCAAUUUAUUUUCAAAACAUAAGCCAAGAUUGAAAGUUUGAGGUGGUCGCUAAUGCGUCAUCAAUUCUGGAGAGUAGAUUGCAACAAAAGAACAAACUUAUGAGGGAUCGUAUAAACAUCGAAUAUAUAUAACGCGCUUUCAGACCAAACUCAAACUUUACUAACAAAACUUUAUAAACAGACAAAUUAGCAUCCCAAAAUUCAAUUAUGGCAUGGAAGAGAAGUAAAGCACCAAAUACUGUUUUAAAUAUACAUUACAUUCAUUUAUGACAAAAUAUCUUUAUAUAUUUUAUGUAUUGCCUUCAGUGUAUCUACUGCUGGCUUACUAGUUAAAAAAAAAAAAAAAGUCCUUCUGGUGAGGACGAAUAGAAUACUAGUACUGUAUAUGGAGCAUAAGGCUAUUCAUGAAUUUGAGCAUAUACAGUAUUAAUAUUUUUAAUAUUCUAUUCAGUUGGUUGUACAUACUUUGUCCCCAUUACUAAAAUAAAUUAAUAUAUAUAUUUGAUAUAUAUAAUUGACUAGAAAUAUACUAUUCUGUUGUCUUCCACAGCUACAUGUUACAGGUGAGGCAAAACAACUUGUGGACGAUUUGGGGUUAUACAGUACUAGUAAAAUUAUCAUGCCAAGUGCACGAAUCAUGCUUCCAUAGAGCUUUUAGUUGUGUUGCUACUGCAAAACAGUUGUUUACCGAAAAGGUUUGAUUGGAUACUGGUAGGCCAAAAGUAGCACAAGACGUGUUAUUUUACUAGUGCGUCCUAAAAACUCUGCAGGUGGCUAUCUUUCUAGUCAAAAGUGUUCUGGUACAUUGAUAUGGUCCAAUUUUUCCCCGUAUGCAAAAAAAACUUUCACUGCGUAAUGAAAAACAAAAACAACUUCUGAAAAAACAAUCAAUUGAGCCCCUCACAUUGAUUGAUUGAGUGAUUCAUUUUUUCUUUCAUAAAUUUUGUGAGGACCUCGGAGGUCUGACCACCAUUUGACAAUAGAGGUGACUGAACAGCUGGACUGUAGUUCCCCAGAUACUCCAGAAGAAGGCAGCAGAUAGAUGGAGCCAAACUUUCCGAUAAUGAAGUCCUUCAAUACAGGCUUUUCAUAUUGAUUUUUUUCCCUCAGAUAAAUACAUUCGGGUCCUUUUCUUUGUGGGUCUUGCAAGUAGAAAACCUGAUAAUGCACACUAUGGCCCGACUUUCUUAAAAGCCUUGUUUUUUCUGCACCGAUUGAUUUUUCAAUAAAGUGCUGUUCUUCUUUCAGGCUCUAUCUUUUGGCCUCUUAGUCAUAUU